Molecule: messenger RNA, 423 nt
Organism: Nyctereutes procyonoides (raccoon dog)
Lineage: Eukaryota; Metazoa; Chordata; Mammalia; Carnivora; Canidae
Product: ATP synthase subunit f, mitochondrial-like
Exons: 2
Coding region: 1-423 (140 amino acids)
Biological process (GO): proton motive force-driven mitochondrial ATP synthesis
Molecular function (GO): proton-transporting ATP synthase activity, rotational mechanism
Source: RefSeq, a predicted model, not a curated record
AUGGCAAUAUGGUUUGACAGUAAGAAAUACUACAAGGAAAAAGCAUUGGACAAAAUUCAACAUCUACUGAUAGUAAAAACUCAACAAAGUGGAUAUGAAGGGAAGAUAACUCAACACAAUAAAACACAUUUAGGGACACCCAGGACUCCAAGAUGGUGUUGUUCAUCCAUACCAGUGAAGGAAAAGAAGCUCAUGGAGGUGAAACUAGGAGAGUUGCCAGGCUGGAUACAGAUGCAGGAUUUUACCCCUAAGGGCAUUGCUGGAACAUUUCAAAAAGGUUACUACUGGUAUUACAGCAAGUAUAUCAAUGUGAAGAAAGGGUGUGUUGCUGGGAUUUCUAUGGUGCUGGCUGCUUAUAUGCUUUUCAACUACUGUCAUUCUUACAAGGAGCUCAAACAUGAAUGGUUAUGCAAGUACCACUGA